Linnemannia hyalina is the source of this 2901-nucleotide messenger RNA. The record is from the annotation of a GenBank genome assembly. Lineage: Eukaryota; Fungi; Mortierellomycota; Mortierellomycetes; Mortierellales; Mortierellaceae.
AUGGCCUGGAUAGGACGAGUCUUCGGAGCUGGCGCCCGUGGCACCCACAAACUUGUGGGGAGGGGCAGCCACCUCCUGCGAAACGUCUACGUAUGGACACCUGAGAUCGACGCCAAGAUUCUGGAGAUGCGGUUAGAGGGCAAUACCUGGCACGAGAUUGGCGCUGCCAUCGGACGGGAACACUCUUCCUGUCACCAACGGUACCUGAAGGAACUGGAUCCUGCGCUGCACAGAAAAUGGAACCCGGAAAAUUUGGAACGGCUAAACGCGAUGGUGGCGGACGGGAAGAGUUGGCGGUAUGUUUCGGAAAAGUUGCUGUUUACUCAGAGCAUCUGUCGCGAAAAAUGGAUGAGCAUGAACCAGGAUCUUGUCCAGAAGGCCAAAGAGAUGAAGAAGCUUGAGCGUCCACGGGCUAUUCGACUAGUACGCGAGUCGGGAGUCUCGACUGUCGAAACCUACAGGAAGUCCGGGAUGUUGCCAGCCUCGAAAUAUCGCUGGUGCCCUCACGCCGAAGCUCUCCUGCUUGAGCUCAAGGAUCGGGGGUUCAACUGGCGACAGAUCGCAUCGGUCCUUGGAAUGGUCCCCAUGAGCUGCUACUUGCGAUACCAACAUCAACUCAAGCCAAAGCUAAAAACCGGAUGGAUCCCGCCAAAAAUCGACGCCUCCAACGUUCCUUAUUAUUUACUACCUCGGCGUAUCCGGCCUCUUCCUUCCAAUACGCUCGCGACCGCCGCCGCAGACCUCACUCCAAACAACGCGACAAGCUCAGCCUUAACAGCAACAGUGGGCAGUGGUGGAUUUAUACCGUGGCUCAGGACAAAGAACUCGUUCCCUAAAGACAACUCUGUGCCGGCAGCUAUUCUCGGCGUUCUCACCGACGACUUCUCUUAUGAUGUGCGGGAACCGACCAGCUCCAGGACGAGGACAUGGACGCCAGAGGAGGACAUAUUUAUCAUCACGGGGAGGGAACAGGGCGCCUCAUUCAAGACCAUCGGUGAGCGUUUGAAGCUUGAUCCACGAAUUUGCUACAGCCGAUACUACACCGCUCUGGAGCCAGGCACACAGGACAAGGAAUGGACGCCAGCAUUGGUCGAGAAACUCCGGUUCUAUGUCCAGCAGGGAGUCGCUUGGUCUACGAUCGCCCACGAACUCGGAUUCCAUCGCGUCAUUUGUCGGGAAAAGUAUCUCGAGAUUUCAAGGUCCCCUGAGCAAACGACAGAGUCAUCCGGAUCUCACUCUCAACAGGACGACACACACCCCGCGUCUUCUGGCACUACCACGUGCGGCGAUAAUGUCGCAUCGAGAGAGAGCAAUAUGGAGGAUGAUCAGGACCUGAAGGACCACGUUGACGAGAUGCUGGAGGAAGAGUACAGUGGGUCUGAUGGCGACGAUGAUGACUACUUUGGUGACGGCAAUGGAGACUCUGAGAACGAUGAGGAUGAUGGUGAUGAUGAUGGUGACGAUAUCGUACACAUGGGCGACGCGGAGGAAGGUGAGGAAGAUGAUUCUAUGACAGUCGUCAAGAGAUCGAGGCAGACCAACAAACAAAAGUCGCCACCAAUCAGCUCCCCAACAGUCAGAAGCAUCUGGGAUCAGGAAUCUUUUAUGAGAGAGCGUCAGAGGCUUUGGACGACUACAGAGGAGACAACACUUAUCCAACAUGUCAUCAGGAACGGCACCCGCAAUUGGGACGAGAUUUCCAAGACCCUUGGUGGAACCCAUUCGGCAGAGGAGUGUCGAGCCUACUGGAAGUUUCUUGACAUGCCCGUGAUCCGACAUGCUCGAGAUCGGACCAAGUGGAGCCCUCAGAGCGAGGCCUUGUUCUGGGAGCUGUGGCUCGAGAGGGGUUCGAACUAUGAGGAGAUUGCCAGGACGCUGACGGAGAAUUAUGAUGAGGAUGAUACUCCUUCUGGAAACAGACCAGUGUUCGAGGCCAAGGACUGCGAGAGCUUAUUCACGGCGCGGACAAAGCAUUUGCGGAAGGAUCGAGGACUAGACGAAACUCAGCUGCAGAAGGAGUAUGUCGAUAUCGCAUUGGUCCAGGCCAAGAAGCCCGCGCCGCCCUUCAAGUGGACCAAGGAGAAAUCCGUCAUCCUCCAGAAAAUCAUCCGACAGCGUCUCAAGACUCGUGGUGUGCAGGUCAACUGGAUCAACUGGAGGUGGGUUGCCCGUCAUGUCGGAGGUGGCGCCACUGCUCAGCGAUGCAGCACCCAUUGGCGAGCAUUGAGAAUGGUCGAAAUGGAUAAGGACAGUUGGACGGACGAGGAGGUUCUGCUGCUGGAAAAGGGUAUCCGAGAGGUGGGCACCACUUUUAAUGAAGAUGGUGUAGCAAGCGAGAUGGGCGAUUAUGCACCUGGCGAGCCAACGGUUCCUGGGUUCAGAGCCAUCCAGAGGUUCUAUCUCCCCAAUUAUGGAGUCGACUUCCUCCAGCGCAAGUACUUUUUGCUGUCGGACAAGGCGACCGAGGUCACUGUCCAGGAAUACAUGGCGAUCUUGGAGGCUGUGGAAGAGUAUGGGGAGCAUCACUGGGACAAGGUCGUCAGGCGUCUACGGACUCUGCCUUCUUCCUCUUCCACUGGUUCGGCUCUUUCGUCGUCAGUGUCAAUAGCCCCCGCUGCAGAGACCGCAUGGACCAAGGCCCCCUGUCGCCGUGUCUGGGAAUCGUCCUACAAGUACAAUCUCUUAUAUACCCCUUGGUCGGCGGCAGAGGAUCUGGACUUGCGAGAUUCGGUUGAGCACCUUGGCAAGGGUGAUUGGGCCCUGAUCUCGCGCUUCUUCCCUGGGAAAUCGGCCUGGCAAUGUCGUCUUCGCUGGUGCCAGAUCACCGACCCACACCUCCAACCACCUUCCUCCUCUUUUUCUUCUGACCAUCCUUCUCAGCAUCCUACCACCACAUCAUGA